UUCUGCUGGCUAGGAUUAAACCGCCAUAAACCCCUAUAUAUACCCCCGCCUCGAGAUAUUUUCAUAGCUCAUCGUUUCCAUCAAAGGUUUCAAAGGAGUAGGCUACGCUUCAGACCAGCUUUCAUUGCCCGUAUUUCUAGUUUUCAUCCAGCAAAGUACAUGGUUGAACUUGAUCUCCAGAUUCCAUCUGCUUUUGAUCCAUUUGCUGAGGCCAAGGACUCAGGCGCGCCUGGGGCAAAAGAGUAUGUACACAUUCGUAUACAGCAGAGGAAUGGAAAGAAGAGCCUGACUACUGUCCAAGGACUGAAGAAGGAUUACAGUUACGAGAAGAUCCUCAAGGAUCUCAAGAAGGAGUUCUGCUGCAAUGGGAAUGUUGUGCAGGACAAAGAGCUUGGCAAGGUUAUUCAACUGCAAGGUGAUCAGCGAAAGAACGUGUCCAAUUUUCUCGUCCAGGCUGGGCUUGUGAAGAAGGAGCAGAUCAAGAUACAUGGUUUUUGAGGAAUUGGGGUAGUUGUAAUUGUAGAGGUGCUUUAGGGUGGGUCAGCUGAGGAGUAGUGGCUUGUUAUAAUAACAGCUGGUCUGCACCUGAUAAAAAGAGUAUUAGUUUGUCAUCCUUGUAAGGUGUUUUCUCUGCAUGUUCUCCCUGCCAAAAGGCUUUAGUUUGUGUUUGCUGGUAUUAUUUCAAUUGGAUGUACUGGAUUUGCCUUAUAUAUAAUGAUAAUGAUAAUGGAUGGUUUCAUUCUAA
This is a messenger RNA of Vitis vinifera (wine grape), 745 nucleotides long. RefSeq names its product protein translation factor SUI1 homolog. NCBI's taxonomy places the organism in Eukaryota, Viridiplantae, Streptophyta, Magnoliopsida, Vitales, Vitaceae. The record is from RefSeq and is a predicted model, not a curated record. The transcript has 5 exons. Gene Ontology annotation, biological process: translational initiation. Gene Ontology annotation, molecular function: translation initiation factor activity; RNA binding. The coding region runs from base 160 to 498 and encodes 112 amino acids.